AUGGUAAAGAAUGAGAGGGGGCGGGAUUUCUCUCAUCUGGCUCACCGUUGUUUGCUUCACGCAAUAAUCAGAAAAACAUCAAAGAUUCCUUCCAAAAGCAACUGCGUAAAACGUUUACGGAUAAAAGCUGGAUUUUAUAUUUAAAAGGUUAAAGAAAAUAAAGGUCCAGGAGAUUGAGAGAGCAUGGAUGCAGGGGAUGACCAGAACACGGGCUCUACCAAUGGGAAUGCGCCGUCUGCUGGGAACUCCCGCCCUCCCCAGAUAGCCCACAUGUCUCUGUAUGAGAGGCAAGCUGUGCAGGCCCUUCAGGCGCUGCAGAGACAGCCGAACGCAGCCCAGUACUUCCAGCAGCUAAUGCUGCAGCAGCAAAUCAACAGUGCCCAGCAGCUUCACAACCUGGCUGCCGUGCAACAGGCCACCCUCGCUGCUAGUCGCCAGUCCAACUCUCCCAACCACAGUGUCUCCCAAGCAACCACCACUGUCAAUCUGAGCACCACCUCUGGGGGAGGGACCAUGACCAAUACCCGCCCCCUCGGCCCUGCCACGUCAGUGACAUCAUCAGCUCUCAGCCAAUCAGUGCUGCUGGGUGGGAACUCAGCCGGACAGGGCCAGAUGUACCUGAGAGUCAACCGCUCCCUCAGGGCACCCCUCGCAGCCUCCCAGCUCAUCUUCAUGCCUGGUGGCACAGCAACGGCUGCUGUAGCAACAGUUGCACAGCAACAGCCUCAGCAACAACAGCAGCAACAGGAAGUCCAUCCCACCUCCAAUGCCCAAUCCGACAAUGACCAGGUGCAAAACCUGGCUCUCCACUGUAUCUCCACUCCCAGAGUGGCCACAGUGAAGACGGAGUUUCCAGACAGGAGAGACGCAGCCAACUAUUCUCUAAGUCAACAACAACAGCAUACUCAGCAGCAACAGCAGCAGUUCUCUCAGAACACCCAGCAGCAACAGCAACAAAUGGCCAACAAACUGACUAGCUACACUCAUCCCACUGCUCUCCCCGGUAUAAAUGUCAAGACUGGAAACCAGCUGAAUAUGGCCCCAACCGCUGCCACCUCAGUUCCUGCCUCCUCCUCCCCCUCUCCCACGCUCCCUCUCUCCCAGCUCCUCCUCUCCCCCUCAGGCCUAUGUCAGGCCCGGGCGGUAACCACGGUUACCCCUGCUGCCACGGUGACGCACAUCCUAGUCCCCACCUCCAACGUUCCUACCUCUCAGGGCUACCCCAUAGGUUCAGUCGCCCCCAAAACUAACGUCAACACCCAGACCUUGGUGGUGCAGCCACUGCAGCAGUCCAACACUAACAUGGACAAGGUGAGCCACAGCUCUGGCCCUGUGCACAUACAGCCCAAAACCUCACAGGGUCACCGCUUACCUGUCCAGCUUUCCCCACGCCACCCUCCACCUAUCCUCCCGGCUCCGCCCAACACGGGGGGCCACCACCCGCCCCAUGUCCCAGUCCAGCUGGUGGGAGCUAGGCAGGGCUCAGUAGGAAACUUCCAGGCUUUGGCACAGGCCCGAAGCUGCUGCCCCCAGGACAACGGCAUCGCUAUAGCCUCUACUGGAGGGAACACCACGGCAAAGCCUGCAAUUGGCUCAUUGAAGAGGAAGUCGGAAACUAAUGCAACCAAUGAGAUGGCAGUCGAACCUUCCCAACUUUGCUGUCCACCAAUGAGAGAUUCUGCCCCUCUAUCUCCCGCCCCCACGAUGGACUCAGCUCCUAAAGUGGUGCCAGCCUUCUCCUCUCCCCCCACCCUGUCUCUACCCCUGUCUUGGGGGGUGGGGGGUCAGGGAGAUAGAGCCCCUCUGCCCCAGGCGGUGGUCAAACCUCAGGUCCUCACCCACCUCAUAGAGGGUUUUGUCAUCCAGGAGGGAGCUGAGCCUUUCCCUGUGACUGGGCCAGUGAAGGAGCCACUAGCCAUGGGUGUUCAACAGGCUGACAAUGGAGGCCCUUCAGUGUUGAAGUGCGAGUACUGUGAGAGUUUGGCUCCAGCCAGCCAGUUCAGGGGUUCCAAGAGGUUCUGCUCCAAGACCUGCGCUAAGAGAUACAAUGUGAGCUGCAGUCAUCACUUCCAGGUCAGUAGGGGGCGAGCUUCUGCACGGCCGCCUGGUCCUCCCGUUCCCCCAGACAACAUCGUCAGACGCAGGGGUCCUCGCAGGAGUAGCUCGGAGAUCGCCUGCGCUAAAAUAGCCGGCAGACAUUUGCCUGUCAAGGAGUGUCGUUCUGAGUCCAGUCGCUCAGAGGAUGUGUCCAGUUGUGACGAGGAGGAAGAAGAUUCCCCAUCACUCUCCCCUAGCUCCUCCCUCUCCUGCCCUAGGCCCGCCCACUGCGAUCCCCAUUUGGAUGACUCAGCUCAAGGCAGCCUCCCAUUGGAUGAGGCCAACUUCCUGUCUGGGAGCCCCACCCAUUGGGGUGUGGAGGAGGUCUGCAGGUUCAUCUCUUCACUACAAGGUUGUGAGGAGCUGGCAGCCCAGUUCUUGUCCCAGGAGAUUGACGGACAGGCCCUGCUGCUACUCAGAGAAGAACACCUCAUCUCCACCAUGAACAUCAAACUAGGACCCGCCCUCAAGAUCUGUGCCUUCAUCAACAGCCUACGAGACUGACGGGGGAAGGAGGGAGGGAUGAGGAAGAGGGGUUCCAAUGAACUUCAAACUGGGACCCACACUAAAGACUUGUAUUAGUGACGUUCAAGCCUGAGACCAAGACUGAAAGGGAGGGGAAAAUGGGGAUUGAUUUUAAUCAUAAACCUCAAUCAUUUUAGAAACUAGAUAAAGAGAAGGGGGUUGAAUAUAGAUAAGAGGGGAAAUAAUUAGGAUAUGCUUUGACUUUCCUGGACAUGGAAUGUGCAAAAAAAUCUGAUAGUCUGUCUUUAGAGUUCAUGUUUGUGAGGUAAACUGACAAAGUAUGGGUGAGUUCGUGUGUGUCUGUCAGGAGAAACAUAUACUCAUUUGACACUGCAAACGUGGUCACCUACAGUAACCGUGGCUAGCUAGCUAGGACAGUUCAAACGUGGUCACCUACAGUAACCGUGGCUAGCUAGCUAGGACAGUUCAAACGUGGUCACCUACAGUAACCGUGGCUAGCUAGCUAGGACAGUUCAAACGUGGUCACCUACAGUAACCGUGGCUAGCUAGCUAGGACAGUUCAAACGUGGUCACCUACAGUAACCGUGGCUAGCUAGCUAGGACAGUUCAAACGUGGUCACCUACAGUAACCGUGGCUAGCUAGCUAGGACAGUUCAAACGUGGUCACCUACAGUAACCGUGGCUAGCUAGCUAGGACAGUUCAAACGUGGUCACCUACAGUAACCGUGGCUAGCUAGCUAGGACAGUUCAAACGUGGUCACCUACAGUAACCGUGGCUAGCUAGCUAGGACAGUUCAAACGUGGUCACCUACAGUAACCGUGGCUAGCUAGCUAGGACAGUUCAAACGUGGUCACCUACAGUAACCGUGGCUAGCUAGCUAGGACAGUUCAAACGUGGUCACCUACAGUAACCGUGGCUAGCUAGCUAGGACAGUUCAAACGUGGUCACCUACAGUAACCGUGGCUAGCUAGCUAGGACAGUUCAAACGUGGUCACCUACAGUAACCGUGGCUAGCUAGCUAGGACAGUUCAAACGUGGUCACCUACAGUAACCGUGGCUAGCUAGCUAGGACAGUUCAAACGUGGUCACCUACAGUAACCGUGGCUAGCUAGCUAGGACAGUUCAAACGUGGUCACCUACAGUAACCGUGGCUAGCUAGCUAGGACAGUUCAAACGUGGUCACCUACAGUAACCGUGGCUAGCUAGCUAGGACAGUUCAAACGUGGUCACCUACAGUAACCGUGGCUAGCUAGCUAGGACAGUUCAAGUUGCCUUUUUCUACAUUUCAACGGUGCUAUAACCAUAGUGUUAUUAUUGGAAAUGGUCCAUUUCACUUUUCUUUUUACAAAGUGGAUUUGUAAUGUUAAUGUAGAUGCCAGGCUCUAAUCAAGUGUAUGAAAGGACAUUAAAGAGCUUUAAUUAACUUUUAUUUUUUUUCACCAGAUACCAGAUUUAAAGCUUUGAUCUUUUGUACUACAAUCAAAGUUAUUAUUUUGGUGUGGAAGUUUUUCAUGGAGGGGGAUGUAGUGAGUAUUAGUAACUGACUGAACUACCUGAAUAUGGGUAUUUGUCCUGAGAGGGGAGAUACUCUGUGUAUGCAGUACUACCAAUAAACACCUGUUACUGGAACUAUGCUCUUUAGCUCUGAGUGCUGUUUGUAUAUGGCUGCUACAGACUGUCAGGGCUCUUUAACUCUGGUCCUGGAGGGUGGAAACACUUCUGUUUUUUGUUUCUACUUGGUAGUUAAUUGCACUCACCUGGUGUCCCAGGUCUGAACCAGUCCCUUAUUAGGAGAAGAGGAAAAUUAGAAAAAUUUCAGCCCUCCGGGACCGGAAUUACACUGAUCGAAAUUAUAAACACAACAUGUAAAUCUUGGUCCCAUGUUUCAUGAGCUGAAAUAAAAGAUCCCAGAAAU
This is a messenger RNA of Oncorhynchus gorbuscha (pink salmon), 4499 nucleotides long. RefSeq names its product polyhomeotic-like protein 1. Gene Ontology annotation, molecular function: zinc ion binding; protein binding. The transcript has 15 exons. Bases 184 to 2601 code for a protein of 805 amino acids. NCBI's taxonomy places the organism in Eukaryota, Metazoa, Chordata, Actinopteri, Salmoniformes, Salmonidae. Gene Ontology annotation, cellular component: nucleus; PRC1 complex. The record is from RefSeq and is a predicted model, not a curated record.